Gastrolobium bilobum is the source of this 1689-nucleotide messenger RNA. Its product is annotated as 2-oxoisovalerate dehydrogenase subunit beta 1, mitochondrial. The record is from RefSeq and is a predicted model, not a curated record. Gene Ontology annotation, biological process: response to nutrient; branched-chain amino acid catabolic process. The transcript is spliced from 13 exons. The coding region runs from base 344 to 1429 and encodes 361 amino acids. NCBI's taxonomy places the organism in Eukaryota, Viridiplantae, Streptophyta, Magnoliopsida, Fabales, Fabaceae. Gene Ontology annotation, molecular function: catalytic activity.
CAUUGGUUUCGAAAGCUUCACAAUUUACUUUUUACAACAAAAUAAGUCAUUUUUUUAUGGUUGAGAUUUCAUAGAAUUGUUUUAGAACCAUAGGAAAAUCAAAUUCAUCACCGUUUGAUUGUUGAUGUUUCUUUCAUCUUCCUCGUACAUGCACUCCACAGAGCAAGCUUUGAAGCUAUUGAACUUCUAGGCAUACCCAAUUGCCUCAACUUCUAAGCCACGAAUUUGGGAUACACCCAAGAUUCGAAAAGAGAAGAACUUGCUCUAAUUCAAGUUAAAAUCUAUUUUGGGUUGUUAGUUGUAUCAGUAAGUUUCUCACAUCAUAAUCACUUCAUCAAUAGACAUGUCAACCUGUGUGAGGAGAUUUGGAAAAUGGGUUUCUUUGGUUUCCAAGAGGGGAUUUUCCACCACCACCUCCUCAUCCUGCAUUCAAAAGGGUGCUGCUGAGGAAGGUGUGAAAUCAUUGAACCUUUAUUCUGCCAUUAACCAAGCUCUCCACAUUGCUUUGGAUACUGAUCCUCGUGCUUAUGUUUUUGGAGAGGAUGUAAGCUUUGGUGGGGUCUUCCGUUGCACAACCGGCUUAGUAGACCGAUUUGGUAAACAUAGAGUUUUUAAUACUCCUCUCUGUGAACAGGGUAUCGUUGGCUUUGGCAUUGGUCUUGCAGCAAUGGAUAAUCGAGCCAUAGCAGAAAUCCAGUUUGCAGAUUACAUUUAUCCUGCUUUUGACCAGAUUGUCAAUGAAGCUGCUAAAUUCAGAUACCGGAGUGGAAACCAAUUUAAUUGUGGUGGUUUAACAAUCAGAACCCCUUAUGGAGCUGUGGGCCAUGGUGGGCAUUACCACUCCCAAUCCCCCGAGGCUUUCUUCUGUCAUGUUCCUGGUAUCAAAGUGGUCAUCCCUCGAAGUCCACGGCAAGCAAAAGGGUUAUUGCUAUCUUGCAUACGAGACCCAAAUCCUGUUGUAUUUUUUGAACCAAAGUGGCUUUAUCGUUUGGCUGUUGAAGAAGUACCAGAGGAUGAUUAUAUGUUGCCCUUAUCUGAGGCUGAGGUGAUUCGGCAAGGAUGUGAUAUUACACUUGUUGGAUGGGGAGCUCAAUUAUCUAUAAUGGAACAAGCUUGUCUUGAUGCUGAAAAAGAGGGAAUUUCUUGUGAAUUGAUUGAUCUGAAGACACUAAUUCCUUGGGAUAAGGAAACAGUGGAGGCCUCAGUUGAGAAGACAGGAAGACUGCUUAUUAGUCAUGAAGCUCCUGUAACUGGAGGCUUUGGUGCUGAAAUCUCGGCUUCCAUUGUCGAACGCUGCUUCUCAAGGUUAGAGGCCCCUGUAACAAGAAUUUGCGGUCUAGACACUCCUUUCCCUCUGGUUUUUGAACCCUUCUACAUGCCAACCAAGAAUAAGAUAUUGGAUGCAAUUAAAUCAACUGUCAACUACUAAUGAGAUUAAUCACUUUUUUUUUUUUGCCAUCUACAUUAACUUGAUGCCAUCAUCAUAAUGAUCAUUUUCAUUGCUGGUGAUGCAUUAGUGUGAUGCACACCAUGGUGAGAGAGAGAGGAGACAUUUUCGUGACACAAAAUUGUUAAUCCUUUCUGAUGCGAUGGGAAAAAAAAUACUAUGGUGAGAUGAUAUUUUCGUGUGGGACUCGGUAGUAGUAUAAAAUGAAAUAAUGGGAACAAAAUUCACUCUUCCUCCUAUCA